This is a messenger RNA of Toxotes jaculatrix (banded archerfish), 2397 nucleotides long. RefSeq names its product alpha-1,6-mannosylglycoprotein 6-beta-N-acetylglucosaminyltransferase B (gene mgat5b). Gene Ontology annotation, biological process: protein N-linked glycosylation. Gene Ontology annotation, cellular component: Golgi apparatus. Gene Ontology annotation, molecular function: alpha-1,6-mannosylglycoprotein 6-beta-N-acetylglucosaminyltransferase activity. The coding region runs from base 16 to 2397 and encodes 793 amino acids. Lineage: Eukaryota; Metazoa; Chordata; Actinopteri; Toxotidae. The transcript is spliced from 18 exons. The record is from RefSeq and is a predicted model, not a curated record.
CUACGUGUGUGGAAAAUGAUUGCGACCAGCAGCGACCUUUCCAUUAUGGUGAGGAGAUGUCUUCUCACUUUCAAACCGUUCAGGAUCUUCGUGGUGGGGAUUGGCUUCUUCAGCCUGUGCUUUCUAAUGACCUCUCUCGGGGGCCAGUUCUCAGCCAAGCGACCCGGAGAUUCCCCCUUCACUGUGCGAUCCGAAGUCCUUGGUGGCCAAGAGUCUCGUGGGGUGCUGAGGAAAAUCAGUGACAUGCUAGAGAUCAUCAUGAAGAGGAUGGAUACUCUGUCUAAACUGGGCAACACUACAGACACCCACAGGCUGGAUGAACUCAGCUCAGCACUGGACAGGAUUCAGCCUAUAGGGCUGGUGGAGCGCAUCCAGGCCAUAGCCCAGAACAUGUCUGACAUGGCAGUGAGGGUGGAGCAGAUCCUGCAGCGCAGCAUGGCCAGCAACAGAGUUAGGGACGGAACAUUAGGACAAUGUGAGAUUCCUAAAGAUCCCCGUUAUCCAGACUGUCCCGGCAAGAUGGAUUGGAUGCGGGCUCGUUGGACCUCGGACCCUUGCUACGCCUUUUAUGGAGUGGACGGCUCUGACUGCUCCUUCCUCAUCUACCUGAGUGAAGUUGAGUGGUUCUGCCCCCCACUGGCCUGGAGGAACCAGACUGCUACACCCACCUUGAAGCCUCCGCCCAAGAGACAGGCUGUUUUCCAAUCUGACAUUGGGACUCUGCUGGAGCAGGUGGGCACCGGGAAGGAAUCGCUGAGCUUCAUGAAGAGACGCAUACGCAGGCUGGCAGCACAGUGGGCCUCUGCUGCUCGACGGCUGGAUGACAAGCUGCGCAGCCACUGGAGAGAGCAAAAAAGGAUUCUCGUCCAUGUGGGCUUUCUGACUGAGGAGUCUGGGGAUGUCUUCAGUCCCAAGGUGCUGAAGGGGGGUCCUUUGGGCGAGAUGGUGCAAUGGGCCGACAUCCUCACAGCCCUCCAUGUGCUGGGGCACAACCUCAAGAUCUCGGUUUCUCUCAAGGAACUGCACGGGUUUUUGGGUGUCCCUCCAGGAAGAGGAAGCUGUCCUCUGACGGGACCUCUGCCCUUUGACCUCAUCUACACAGACUACCACGGCCUGCAGCAAAUGAAGCAGCACAUGGGUCUGUCACUGAGGAAGCACAAGUGCCACAUCCGAGUGAUUGACACGUUCGGCACUGAGCCCGCUUACAACCACGAGGAGUACGCCACUCUGCACGGCUACAGAACAAACUGGGGCUACUGGAACCUUCAGGGGCAACAGUACAUGACCAUGUUCCCCCACACUCCAGACAACUCUUUUAUGGGUUUUGUGGCAGAGGAGCUGAAUGAGACAGAGAGGCUGAACAUUCAGAGGAACAAGGUUAACAAUAUGGCUGUUGUGUACGGCAAAGAAGCCAGCAUGUGGAAGCUUCAAGGGAAGGAAAAGUUCCUUGCCAUUCUGCAUCGGUACAUGGAGAUCCACGGGACGGUGUACUAUGAAACUCAGCGUCCUCCAGAGGUGCCUGCCUUUGUCAAGAACCACGGUCUGCUGCCUCAGCAGGAGCUGCAGCAGCUCCUUAGAAAGGCCAAGCUGUUCAUUGGAUUUGGCUUUCCAUAUGAAGGUCCUGCUCCUUUGGAGGCCAUAGCCAAUGGCUGCAUCUUCCUACAACCCAAGUUUAAUCCCCCUCACAGCUCACUCAAUCAUGACUUCUUCAGAGGGAAGCCCACCUCCAGGAAGGUGUCCUCCCAGCAUCCCUACGCAGGGCAGUACAUCGGCAGGCCGCAUGUCAUCACGAUCGACUUCAAUAACUCUGAAGAGUUUGAUGCAACCAUUCGUGAGAUCAUGAGGACCAAUGUGGAACCAUUCCUGCCUUAUGAGUACACCUGUGAGGGGAUGCUUGAAAGAGUUCAUGCCUACAUUCAGAACCAGGACUUUUGUUCACCCGAGGCUCCAAUUCCUCCAGCAAACUCAUCUAGGACUUGGCUGGGAAGCCCUCCAAGCCCUUUCAUCCUCCUACCCAACUCUAGCUUCCUAACCUGGGCCUCCAACGCCAGCUCCUACACGUCCUGGCCUCCCCUCAGCGCACUGCGGCUUUUGGCUUCGCUGGAGGGUCAGUCGUGUGUGAUGGCGUGCCAGAGCGCCGGACUAAUCUGCGAACCUGCCUUGUAUCGUUUUAUCAACAUUAAGGAGGCCUUCAGCGCGCUGGACUUCCAGUGUGAGGGACUGGAGUCAGAGAUGAACCACCUCUUCCCUGCCUUCUCAGCAGAGCAUGCUGAAUGUGGCCUGCAGCAGGACCCACUGCUGUUCAGCUGCGCCGGCUCCAGUGCCAAAUACCAGCGCCUGUGCCCCUGCAGGGACUAUCGUGUCGGCCAGGUGGCACUGUGCAGGGACUGCCUAUGA